AUGGUGCCACGUGAUCCCUUCUACCGCAGGCCUAUCGAGGUGCUAAGCCUCCAUCCGGAUCCUUUCUGGGGCCUGCCGACGAGUAUCGUCGACUGGUGUGAGGCCAACUAUGCCCACACGCCUUAUGUUGCUGAGUUCUUCAACACUCUUACUGCCGUGCCAAUGGUGGCCGUUUCCGUUUGGGGGCUCUACCUCUGCGUGAGAUAUGGCCUGGAACUGCGCUUCUAUCUCUGUUGGGCCGGCAUUGGCGCCGUAGGCGUUGGCACGCUGGCUUUCCACGCAAUGCUCCAUCCAGUGGGGCAGGCAACGGAUGAGCUUGCAAUGAUUUGCGCCAGCAUGGUGUUUCUCUAUGUUGUGCUGGAAGCGGAUCACUUGGAAGCGAAGCGCUCGUGGCUGCCAGCCUUGCAGACUGCUUACGCCUUUGGCUUCGCUGUCGCCUACUUCACAUCGCCCUUCUUUUUCCCCUUCUUCGUGGCGGCCUACGGAUGCACAGUGCUGCUGAUCAUCUUCCAGGCCUACCAAGUCUACAAGCUCUAUGCUGCAGAGGACACGGCAGCUGCGAAGUGGCAGCGGCUGCUUUUCUGGGUUGCCGCCACGUUCUAUCCUGCCGCAUUCCUCUUCCUUUGGGUGCCGGAGAAUGCUUU
Molecule: messenger RNA, 644 nt
Organism: Symbiodinium sp. CCMP2456
Lineage: Eukaryota; Dinophyceae; Suessiales; Symbiodiniaceae
Source: the annotation of a GenBank genome assembly